This is a messenger RNA of Corapipo altera (White-ruffed manakin), 3848 nucleotides long. RefSeq names its product glycine receptor alpha 3 (gene GLRA3). Gene Ontology annotation, cellular component: synapse; postsynaptic membrane; neuron projection. The transcript has 10 exons. Lineage: Eukaryota; Metazoa; Chordata; Aves; Passeriformes; Pipridae. Gene Ontology annotation, biological process: chloride transmembrane transport; regulation of membrane potential; nervous system process. The coding region runs from base 240 to 1751 and encodes 503 amino acids. Gene Ontology annotation, molecular function: glycine binding; transmitter-gated monoatomic ion channel activity; transmembrane signaling receptor activity. The record is from RefSeq and is a predicted model, not a curated record.
GCCGCGGCUCGGAGCCGCCGCCGCGGCUGGGAUUAGGCUCCCGCUCGGCUGCGAUGCGGAGCGGCGGGGCGGGAGCGGCGGGGCCCAGCGGGAGGGCGUGGGGGGCCGCCGGGCACUAGGCGGGCGGCGGGCGCGGAGCCGCCGGAGCUCUCCAGGGUGCUGGGGCGCUGCCCGCCCGCCUUCCCGCGGGAGCCGCGCGGCCGCCCUCGCCCAUCGAGCCGCGCCGCCGAGCCCCUCCGAUGCCUCGGACAGCACCACUCCCGGGGUCCGCCGCGCCUGCGAGCAGCAUGGCCCGGAUUAGGUACCUCCGCGCGGCUGUCUCGGGCUUUUAUCUGUGGGAAGCUGCGCUACUUCUCAGCUUGGUAGCCACAAAGGAAACGGACAGUGCAAGAUCUCGUAGCAUGCCAAUGUCACCAUCGGAUUUCCUGGAUAAGCUAAUGGGUAGGAUGUCAGGCUACGAUGCAAGGAUCAGACCAAAUUUCAAAGGUCCUCCAGUUAAUGUCACAUGCAACAUAUUUAUAAACAGCUUUGGGUCCAUUGCAGAGACAACCAUGGAUUACCGAGUGAACAUCUUUCUCCGUCAGAAUUGGAAUGAUCCACGCCUUGCAUACAGUGAAUAUCCAGAUGACUCUUUAGAUUUAGAUCCAUCCAUGCUGGAUUCAAUUUGGAAACCUGAUUUGUUCUUUGCUAAUGAAAAAGGUGCCAACUUUCAUGAAGUUACAACAGAUAAUAAAUUGUUGCGGAUUUUCAAAAAUGGAAAUGUACUUUAUUCCAUCAGGUUGACUUUAAUACUGUCCUGUCCGAUGGAUCUCAAAAAUUUUCCAAUGGAUGUGCAAACAUGUAUAAUGCAGCUGGAAAGCUUUGGAUACACAAUGAAUGAUCUCAUUUUUGAGUGGCAAGAAAAGGGAGCAGUUCAAGUAGCAGAAGGUCUCACUCUGCCACAGUUUCUGUUGAAAGAAGAAAAGGAUUUAUGUUACUGCACCAAGCAUUAUAAUACAGGAAAGUUUACAUGUAUUGAAGUCCGAUUUCACCUUGAGAGACAGAUGGGUUACUAUCUCAUCCAGAUGUACAUACCAAGUCUAUUGAUUGUGAUUCUCUCCUGGGUGUCAUUUUGGAUCAAUAUGGAUGCAGCUCCAGCCAGAGUGGCUUUAGGCAUAACAACUGUGCUGACCAUGACAACACAAAGCUCAGGUUCACGAGCAUCUCUUCCAAAGGUGUCAUAUGUCAAAGCCAUUGACAUCUGGAUGGCAGUGUGUCUGCUCUUUGUAUUUUCUGCACUUUUGGAGUAUGCAGCUGUAAACUUUGUGUCAAGGCAGCAUAAAGAACUUCUGCGCUUCCGCCGCAAAAGGAAGAAGAGCAAGUAUUUUGAGGGAAUUCUUGAUGGAAAUGAAAUCAGUGAAUCAUUACAGCAUAGCAAUGGCUUGAGAUGUACAGGACCUAUAGACGGGACUUUGCCUCAAAUCUACAGUACAAAUUUAAGGGAUGAUGAUGCACGUGAAAGUCAGUUUAGCUUUACAGCAUAUGGAGUGGGCCCAUGCGUGCAAGCAAAAGAUGGAAUGACACAGAAGGGGCCAAAUAAUCCUGUUCAAGCUGUACCAAAAAGCCCUGAUGAGAUGAGAAAGGUAUUCAUUGACCGGGCCAAGAAAAUAGACACAAUAUCCAGAGCUUGUUUCCCAUUAGCCUUUCUGAUUUUCAACAUUUUUUACUGGGUAAUUUACAAAAUCAUCAGGCAUGAGGACAUUCACCAAUAACAAGACUAAGGCUUGCAAUACAUAAAGAUCUGGUUGUCACACUCGACCAGAAGCUUUUUGUUAGAAAUGCACAUCAGAGGAGUGACUGGAAGAGUUAAAAACACUGAGGUGGUGAAAAAAGAUUCUGCGUGGCCUGCAAUGACCAGGAUGGAAGAAUGACACCCAGAAAAGAUACAUCUGCUAUUGCAAACUUUCCUUGUAAAGCUAAAUAUUAACAAAUUUUUCAUUGUAAAUCACUCUCUACUGAAGCUUUACUGGCAAGUAUUUGUACAUACUGUUACACAGUGGUAUAACUGUACAGUACUCUCUGAUGGUCCUUAUUUUUUUUUAAAUUGUGAUGUACUUUUAAUUUUAAAAUUUGUUCCUGAGUACCCUAGGUAAAUCCCACAGUAUUACAGAAUAGAUUAGUGUUUGUAACCUUGAUUUCAAUUUUACAAUAUUAUGACAAAUUACUGAUUGGAGAAAAAAUUUAAAGGACUUCAUCUAGUCUUAAGGACAGUACUGGUGGUUUUGCAAUGAAUAUAUUUGACACAUUCAAGUCAUAUAAUUUACUAAAUAUAUUUAAAUUACUGUUCCCCUGGAAGCUGUUUGUUGAAAUAGUCUCUGACAGCACAAAGUAUACAGCCUAAUAGUCUGCCUAUCACAUGAGAAAUAUAUUAAAAUUUGUAAGGUAUUGACUCCUGCAAAGGAUUUUUUUUUCUUUUAAUUACUUACACUUUGAUAAUUGAAACAUAUUUUUUAAUAUUUUUUUAUAUUUUAAGGGGGUUUUUCCUCAAUUCAUAAAACUCAUACAGCUAGUGAAAUAGACAAACUACAUCGAAAUUUUGCAAUACUUCACUUUAAUUCAAUGCAAAGAGAUCUUGGACCAAAACUGAAAGCAAAUAGUGAACUCCACUGAAGCAUUUGGAGGAUGAACACAGUUAUGUUUAUGCACAUUCAUCUCCUACAUGUUACAUAAAUAUAGGAAGCUUAAUUUAUGAAUAUAUCAAGUUUUCUGACUCAUUCUUUGAAGUUUAUUGAUGUAACUUAGAUAUUGCUUAAGAAGCACUUCACAACUUUGGAGAAACAUGAAGCUCAUCUAAAACAUAAAAAAGGAUCUGGAUGGUCUUUUACAUUUACUGUAUUUCACAUUAAUAAAUAGGAGAACAACCAUUAAAACUCUUAGAAAAAUCUUUCCUGUUUAGGUUUAAAUAAGUCAUUUUAGUUGCUUCUUUGAAUUGUAACACCAUAGAUCAAUCUUGUCUAUUGGAAAACAAAACCAUGCUAAGAAGUGAAAAUGCAUCAUUUAGAAUUAUUAGUCCAGUAGCUGAGGCUGAUUCUCAUUGCAAAAUAUUUUUAUUUUGAACAGGUUUAAAAUUUUUGGUUUGUUGUUGAUCAGAAUGUGUAUACAAAAGCAAAAUCAGCUGGAAACAAACAUCUGGUGCACUGCCAAAGGCAUGGUGCAUAUGAAGAAGCAGCAGCAAUGUAACUCUGCACUGAGUAAUAUAGCAACCUUGGCUUUGGUUUGUUAUUGUUUUCCUCCAAGGAUUACUUAGAGAGGUUCUGAAAUAGUAGCUCUCAGAUUUUGUUAAACUGUGUCAGAAAGAAGGUGUAUAAUUUGCCUUUAUUUUUAAACUAUUAUUCUUUUAUAGUUUUACUUCAUUUAUGAUCUAAAAUUAAUUCAAUUUACUUAAAAUUUUUUUUUUUCUUGCUGAGAUGGUGUCUGCUUUCUGUUGAUCUAUUUAUGUGCAUGUUCCAAAAUAUCAUGUUCACUUAUGAAGGUGCUCAUCUGUAUGAGGAGGUAUCAUGAACUAAUGGUUGAUAUUACUCAGUUGAGUUAUAUUCACCUCUCUCAAAGAUGUCAUUAACUGUAUUGUAUGAAAAGGGGUGUUAAUUUGCUUCUGUUAGCAGCAAAGUCAACAGUAUUUUGUUUAAGGGCUGUUUACAAAUGCACAUAACUUUUGGCAUAUCAUUCUGCUGCCCUCAGGUGAGUAAAGAUGUUCUAUUUUGAUAUAAUGGAACCAAGAUCUCUCCUGAACUGGUUUUAUGGGUUGUUUUUUUUCUGUUACUUUUACCACGGUAACAGAGGCCUCUGCAGUCCACUAAUAAUGUGUUUUU